Linum tenue is the source of this 1002-nucleotide messenger RNA. Lineage: Eukaryota; Viridiplantae; Streptophyta; Magnoliopsida; Malpighiales; Linaceae. The record is from the annotation of a GenBank genome assembly.
AUGGUGGUCCCUUCCCCAAUUUCCUUCUGGACCAAGAAAUCCAGGGCUGUCGGAAUCCCGACCGUCGACCUCUCCCUGGACAGAGAAACCAUGUCGGAAUCGAUCGUGGACGCCUGCGAAGAGCUCGGGUUCUUCAAGGUUGUCAACCACGGCGUCGACAUGGAGGCGGUGUCCCGCUGGGAGAAGGAAGGUGCCGAAUUCUUCGCCAAGCCGGCGCCGGUGAAACAGAGGGCCGGACCGGCGGCGCCUUUCGGCUACGGCUGCAAGAACAUUGGGUGCAAUGGCGACACGGGCGAGCUCGAAUACCUCACCCUCCAUACCAAUCCGGCUUCACUUUUCGAGCGAUCGCUCACCAUCUCUGAAGAACCGGAGAAUUUCAGAUCCGUGGCGAACGAUUACAUAGAGGAAGUGAAAGACCUGGCUUGUGAAAUCCUCGAUUUAGCCGCGGAGGGGCUGCAGAUCGGGGACAAGUACGCUUUUAGUCGGCUGGUCAGGGACGCGCAUAACGACUCGGUCAUCAGGAUCAACCACUAUCCUUGGGGGAAAAAAAAAGGUGGGGCCCCACAGUGGGACCAACCUUCUCCGAAGCGGAUCGGGUUCGGGGAGCAUUCGGACCCUCAGAUCCUGACCCUCCUCCGAUCCAACGACGUCUCGGGCCUCCAGAUCUGCACCAGGGACGGCCUGUGGAUCUCCGUCCAGCCGGACCCCAACGCGUUCUACGCGAUCGUCGGCGACGCGUUCCAGGCGCUCACCAACGGGAGGUUCGCGAGCGUGAGGCACAGAGCGCUGGCCAACUCGGCGCGGGCUCGAAUGUCGAUGAUGUACUUCGGCGCGCCGGCGCUGGACGCGUGGAUCUGUCCCGUGCCGGAGCUGAUCUCCCGCGGCAGUCCCUGCCUGUACCAGCCUUUCACCUGGGGAGAGUUCAAGUCGGCCGUGUAUGCCAUGCGGCUGGCCGAUUCACGACUUGACCUCUUCAAGAAAGUACAGCCACCGUCUUCUUAG